Messenger RNA from Ostrinia nubilalis (European corn borer), 1261 nucleotides. Its product is annotated as RE1-silencing transcription factor-like. The transcript is spliced from 2 exons. Lineage: Eukaryota; Metazoa; Arthropoda; Insecta; Lepidoptera; Crambidae. The record is from RefSeq and is a predicted model, not a curated record. The coding region runs from base 1 to 798 and encodes 265 amino acids. Gene Ontology annotation, molecular function: DNA-binding transcription factor activity, RNA polymerase II-specific; RNA polymerase II transcription regulatory region sequence-specific DNA binding. Gene Ontology annotation, biological process: regulation of transcription by RNA polymerase II.
AUGGUGCUGGAAAGCGUGCAAGUGGACAUAGAUCCCAGCGCGUUGUUGCCCGACCCCGACGCGCCCGUUGAAGAUGAUGCUAUGGACGCCAUGGAGCCCAUGGAAACUGUGGAGAUUGAUGACGCCCCUAGCGAAAAACACGACCCCAUCAGCCUGCUAACCUCAAGCGACGAAGACGAUGUCAUAAUCCAAGAGCCUCACAUCGACACCGUCGAGGUUUCCGACGAAACCGACGAAGACGAUAUGCCUUUAGUCAAACUGCUCAAGAAGCGACGAGCUGAGAAAAAGAAAAAAAACCUAGAAAAGAAAAAACUGGACAAACGGAGAUCCGACACCAUAGCCCAAAUCACGUGGGGAUUGUACGAGUAUUACUGCGUCCAAUGUCAUUUUAAGACAACGAACGCAGCGGAGUACAGAAGGCAUAUGGCUGCCCACGCUAAAGUGAUAUUAAUGUGCCAGCUAUGCGGAUAUAUGACCGCCAGUUCCAGUCAAUUUGCAAAACACGAAAAGCAACACGGUGAAAAAACGCUAUACAAAUGUCAUCUAUGCGAUUAUAGAACGAAGAGAAAUAUAAACCUAGCGUACCACAUGAAAACCCAUAAGCCUAAAGACGUGUGUAAUUUUGUCGAUGAAAACAAGUUGUUAGUAGAGUCAAAGUUGUGUGACGAUAAAAAGUAUAAGUGCAAUAAGUGUGAGUACGCCACGAAGAAACGGUCUGAUCUUAAACGGCAUAAGUCGAAGAAGCAUAUGGAGGAUAGCGAUAAUGAUGAGGAUUACGUGCCUCCUAGGGUCUUUUGAGUUUUCAUGGCUUACCAUAGAGACCUAGAGCAUUGGUUCCCAAACCGCCUCUGUGGUCUAGUGGUAAGACCACCUGCUUCAGACGCAGAGGUCCCGGGUUCGAUUCCCAGUGGGGGCAGAUUUUUCUGUUCGGUUUGGUUGGUGGUAGGGCUUGUUCUAAGUCCGCCUGGCUAGCUACCACCAUCUUACCUAAGUCUGUCGCCAUAACAACAAUGUUAACAGCAUUGUUGUGUUCCGGCAGUUAGAGGUAAGAUAGCCAGUUCCUCCGUGGUUGAGGAUUCCGGGUGAAGCUCGCUUCCACCUUCGGCCUGAUCGUCACUUACCAUCAGGUGAGAUACAGGCCAAGAGCUUCCUCGUUGUGGAUAAAAAAAAAACUUAUUUGAGACGCGCCCCCUUUCGACCAUACAAAUAUUCCGCGCUCCCCUCCUCCAGUCUAGAUUAUUUAUUGGUCGUAUCGAGCAGG